Messenger RNA from Pectinophora gossypiella (pink bollworm), 1300 nucleotides. RefSeq lists its product as uncharacterized. Lineage: Eukaryota; Metazoa; Arthropoda; Insecta; Lepidoptera; Gelechiidae. Gene Ontology annotation, molecular function: cysteine synthase activity. The transcript has a single exon. The record is from RefSeq and is a predicted model, not a curated record. The coding region runs from base 178 to 1152 and encodes 324 amino acids. Gene Ontology annotation, cellular component: cytoplasm.
UGCUGUCAGCUUUGCACUCGAACUAGCGCGCGCGGCGAGCCGGGCCGUGCGGCGUUUGCACACGGUCAUACGGUCGACCUACACACGACACACAACUGGCCGGCUUAAAAGCCUCUAGCAUCCAUAGACUGCAAUAGUUUAACUUGAACAUCGCCUGUAUAAACAAUACUUACAACCAUGGUGGUCGACGGAGUAGACAAUGAAAUCAAGAAGUCGGCGCUGGAACUUAUUGGCAACACGCCGAUAAUCGCCCUCGAUCGCAUACACCCGGGACCCGGCCGCAUCUUAGCCAAAUGUGAGUUUAUGAACCCCGGUGCUUCUAUCAAAUGCCGCUCGUCGAUGCAUAUGAUCGAGAGAGCCCGUGAGAGCGGACAGCUGAAGCCUGGUGCGCCGGUGCUGGAGGUGACGUCCGGCAACCAGGGCUGCGGGCUCGCCGUCGUGUGCGCCGUCCUCGGACACCCCCUCACCCUCACCAUGUCCAAAGGAAACAGCGUCCAGCGAGCCAUACACAUGGAAGCCCUCGGCGCUACAUGCAUACGAGUACCACAAGUGGAAGGCACAUAUGGUAACGUCACUUUGAACGAUGUAAAAGCAGCCGAAGCUGAGGGCUUGAGAAUUGUCGAAGAGACAGGCGCGUACUACGUGAACCAGUUCAACAACGAAGCCAACGCGCAGUCGCAUUACGAAACGACUGGCCCUGAAAUUUGGAGGCAAACUGGACACCACGUGGACGCGUUUGUGGCUACCGUAGGCACCGCGGGGACCUUCACGGGGACCUCAAAAUAUUUAAAGGAAAAGAACCCGAACUUGGCUUGUUACGUUGUUGAGCCAAGUGGUUCCGAGCCUAUUAAGGGUGAGCCUAUAACAAAGCCGUUACAUUUGCUGCAAGGUUCGGGUUACGGGUGUGUUCCUAACUUGUUUAAGUUUGACUACAUGGAUGGGACGCUGAGCGUGACGGAUGAAGAGUCAGUGAAGUACAAGAAGUUUCUGGGAGAGAAGGAAGGUCUGUACGUGGGGUACACGAGUGGGGCGAAUGUGGCUGCGGCGGUGAAGUUGCUGGAGUCGGGGCUGGUGCCGCGGGACGCCUGGGUGGUCACGCUGCUGAAUGACAGCGGCUUGAAGUAUACCCCAGUGCCUGAGGAGUUGACAUAAGUCGUAUACAAGUAUCGUUUAGCUUUAAUAUAUUUUUAUACUUUAAAUUAAUUGAAUUAAUAUUAUUUCAUUUUAAUUCAAUAUUAAGUAAAUAAUGUACAUUUUAAUUAUAAGUAAUAAAUAUACUCGAACUAAUAUAACAAACAUA